This is a messenger RNA of Felis catus (domestic cat), 7644 nucleotides long. RefSeq names its product olfactory receptor 1N2-like. Gene Ontology annotation, biological process: G protein-coupled receptor signaling pathway. Lineage: Eukaryota; Metazoa; Chordata; Mammalia; Carnivora; Felidae. The record is from RefSeq and is a predicted model, not a curated record. The transcript has a single exon. Gene Ontology annotation, molecular function: olfactory receptor activity; G protein-coupled receptor activity. The coding region runs from base 1735 to 2682 and encodes 315 amino acids. Gene Ontology annotation, cellular component: membrane.
UCCUUUUUCUCUGUCUUCUGUCCUUGAACUCCCAAUAUUCAUAUGUCAGCAUGCUUGCUGGUGUCUUAUAGGUCUUUUAGGGUCUGCUUAUUUAUUUUUCACUCUUUUCUCUUUCUGAUCCUCAGACUGGAUGAUUUCAUGUGAUCUAUAUUCAAGUUUGCUGAUUCUUUCUUCUGCUUGCUUUACUCUGAUCUUGAACCCCUCUCAUAAAUUGAUCACUUUGAUUCCUGUGCUUUCCAGCUUUAUCAUUUCUGUUUGGUUUCUUUUUAAACUCUCAUCAUUCUUUAGACAUUCUCUAUUUGUUGAGAUAUUGCUUCCUGCAUCCCUUUAGCUCUUUGAGUAUAUUUCUUUAAAGGCAGUUGAGUUAAAAUCUUUGUCUAGAAACUCCAAAGUCUGCACUUAACUGAGGGACAGUUUCUGUUCAUUUCUUUCUUCCCUUGAAUCACCAAUACAUCUUUGUUUCUUUGCAUUCCUGAACCUUUUUGCUAAAAACCAGAUAUUUUGAAUAUUGUGGUAUUGUAACUCUGGAAAUUAAAAUUUCCUCUUUCUCUGGGAUUUGUCAUUGUUAUUUUCUGUGGGUAUAUGUGCAUGAAGAAUAGGGAUCCACACAUAUCCCUGGGGACAAAGCUUAUCACAUGCAAAACCAUCUAUGUGCUGUGCAUUCCCUCUGCCCACACUCCUUGGUGAGUGUUGGCCUAGGGAGAUGAAGCAUGAAGGUAGAGCAAUUACUUCAUAUUUGUCCCUGGGGAUCAGCCUGGAAAAUCCUACUCCUGGGACCCAGAACCUAGAAAUACUUUUGUGACAGCGUGCACAAGGCUCAUCCCACCUCCACUGCUGUAGUCUAGGUUGCUGCUCUCUGGCUGGCCCAACAUACCCAACAGCCCUGGGGCCUCUGAUUUAUCAUUUGCUAUGGCUAAGAAGAGCCUGCAUGCCUAAAUCAAGGUCCUGUGACACCAAAAGGGAGAACACAGGUGCAGGGAAUUUUAUCUCUGAUGGUGAAUUCUGUCUGAGCUAGAUAAAUGAGGUGAGUGCUCCAAAAAAAAAAGGCAGUUAUGUUUUUCCCUCUGAGAUCCACAAAAGAUCCCAGGUGGAGCCCCUGCCUCCUGUUUCUGCCAGUCCUAAAAUGGGCAGUAGAAACUACUCCCUUAGAGAGAGUCCCCUAUGUCUGCCUCCUGCAGAGGAAGAGUUUAAGUAAAGGUAGCCUUGAUUCAGGGUGUUUAAGGGCACCAGAAAUAGCUUCAGGCCCCCCAUGCUGUAUUUACUACCUUCUUUGUGAUAUUAUGCAAGUGACUUAAUUUCACUGAAUUUCAAAAACUCAUUUGUGAAGUAUAUGUAAUAAAAUGUAUGGGUUUUCAAUUAGAUGCCACAUUGUGUAGUGCUUACAGUUCAAAGUGUCAACUCUUACUGCUUGCAAAUUAGAUGGGCUUAGGACAUGGAAGCUGGGGUAUUUGGGUCUUAGUGAACAUGUAGCAUUGACGGAAGUAUCCUGAAACUCAUCUUUCCACCUUUCUUUUGCAUUUUAAUCUCUCUGCCUGCUUGCCCUCCUUUCUUGGGUGGAUUGAGGAGUAAGGAAUGAUGUGCAGACCUUGGAGGGAAGGCCCAGGAACUUGGAGUAAAGACAUAUGUGAAUUGGGUGAGGGCAUUUCUUUUAGAGAAGGAUAGAAGCACCAACUUUUUUUUUUUUUUUAACACUUUUUGACCUAUCUCUUCUCUUCCUCCAGGAAGAGUAGUGGCAUGGACAGAAUCAACCAGUCCAGUGUCACUGAGUUUCUUCUGUUGGGUCUUUCCGAGAGGCCAGAGCAGCAGCCUCUCCUAUUUGGCAUCUUCAUGGGCAUGUACCUGGUCACUGUCAUGGGAAACCUUCUCAUCAUCCUGGCCAUUGGCUUUGACUCACACCUCCACACCCCCAUGUAUUUCUUCCUGGCCAACCUCUCUUUUGCUGAUGCCUGCUUUUCUUCCACUACAGUCCCCAAGAUGUUGGUGAACAUCCAGACACAUAGUCACACCAUACCGUAUGAAGGGUGUUUGGCCCAGAUGCAUUUCUUCAUGAUGUUUGGAGCACUGGAUGACUUCCUCUUGGGGGUGAUGGCCUAUGACCGCUAUGUGGCCAUCUGCAGGCCUCUUCACUACUCCAAGCUCAUGAGUCCUCUUGUCUGUGUGGUCCUUCUGGCAGCAUGCUGGGUCCUCACCAACCUUGCUGCCCUCCUACAUACCUUGCUUAUGGCUAGACUCUCUUUCUGUGCAGGCAACAGCAUCCAUCACUUCUUCUGUGAUGUGGUCCCUCUGCUGCAGCUGUCAUGCUCAGACACCAGCACAAACCAGGUAGUCCUGUUCACUGUGGGCUCCAUGAUACUCACUGGUCCUCUCUCCCUGAUCAUUUUGUCAUAUGCAUACAUCAUGUCCACCAUCCUUGGAGUCUCAUCUGCCCCUGGCAGGCAGAAGGCCUUCUCCACUUGUGGCUCCCAUCUCACCAUUGUCUUCUUGUUUUAUGGCACAGCUAUUGGUGUCUAUCUGUUUCCCCCUUCAUCACACUCUGGGGUUAAGGAAAGGAUUGCAGCUGUAUUUUACACUGUUGUGACUCCUAUGUUGAACCCCUUCAUAUACAGCCUCAGGAACAAUGAUAUGAAGACUGCACUCAGUAAGAUUUUUGGAACUCAUACAUUCUCUUCUCAGGGAAUUUGAUCCUAUAUCCAUAUUUUGAAGUUACGCCCUGGAGAACCCAUGUGUUUAUGAAGAAAUAUCAUCCCUUAUCAUAUUUGCUUAGGUUUUAAAAAAAUGACCCAGAAUCAUUCUCUUAAGCUUUAGAUCUAACAAUGUAUGUGGUUGGUGUAUUUCAUAAAGAACUUGUCCUGUCCUAUAAAUGUGAAUAUUUCCCUGGUGUUUGUGUAGGGUGAUGCUAAGCCACACAGGGGCAAGGUCAAUUAGAACUUCUUUUGUUUGCUGUAAUUCUAAGGUGUGAAUCUUUUUUUAACCUACAAUUCAACCAAAUUCAUUAAUCUCCCAUUUGCCAGAUACUCUGUGGGGGAGAGGAGGUACUGAUUCCAUGCCUUUAUGGAAUUCAUUUUAGAGAAUUCCAUAUGGUAUGUAGUUGCACAUAUAUGCAAUUAACUGUAACACAGGUCCAGUCAUCAUGAUUUCUCCAUAAAGCUUAAUAUCUAUUUUAUUCCAUGUUCUUAACUCUCUAAAUGUAUUAUGCCAUUUAGUUCUCCAAUUGUAAUGAUCUUGGGUUAAAUACUAUAAUUGUCACCUUUUACAGAUUGAGACUAUAGAUAGUAAGUGGGGAAAGAAGGAUUGAAAUUUAUUUCUAGUCUGACUCUGGAGUCCAAACUGUUGCAUGCUUUUGUAUCCUGAUUUCAAUGCUAAUGGUUGUGGCAAGAAACAUGGUCACAUUAAGCUAGAAUGUAUAUGUUGAUACCUACCAUGUGCCAGGUACUGUGCUAUGCACUAUUGGUAAAAUGUAAAAAUAAAUAAGAUAUUGUCCAUAUUGUCUAUACAUGGUAGAGUCAUGUGUUCAAGUUAGUGUUAAUCAAAUCAGAUGGUGAUAGCUGCCAUGACAAAUGUUGGACCACAGAAGGAAGAAAAAUAAUCUGCACAACGGUGGUCAGGUAGUUUUACCCAUCAUAUGACAUUUUAUUGAGCCUUAAUGUGUGAGCUCACUUGAACUGGUGGAGAAAGAAAAGUGAAGAUUCUACAGGGACAGGCUAUUUAGAAUAGAGGUCAUGCAAGUUGUGGGAACCAAGCCAGCCCAACCUUGGUAAUGUUUCGUAGUGGUAUCUCUAAAUAUGGGUCUUGACUUUUCUUUCCCAGUUCUGUUUCCAUAACAUCUCUUGCUCACUUCUACUCUUUGUAGCUUUCUGUAAUUGUCAGUGCUUUUGAAUUCUAGCUGCAAAUUAGUAUUUCCUGGAGCUUUAGAACUCUCUAGAGAAGGGACCCUCAUAUUUUUUUAUAAAAACAAAACAACACGACACAAAACAAAACAAAACAAAACAGUUGAUCCUAGUGCAACCGAAUUUGCGAAUACCAUUGUGGAACAUCCUUCAUGGCAGCAAAAGGACAGAUAAAAUAAGGUAUAAAAAUACUUAGUUCAUUAUUUACCCUAUCAAGGUAAAAAUCAUUGAGGUAUCGAGCAUAUUGACAGCAGCAAGAAGUUCCUGAAUACUUAUCCCUGGUUGAAUCCUUGUAUACCUUACUCAUUUUUUUUAUUCUUUGCUGUAAUUUGCUACCUUUCCUAAUGUUUAGUUUACUUUGACACAUGAUUUUCAAUUAUACUAACAAUAUUAUCUGAGUAAGGGAUUCAUCACUUCCAAAGAGGCUGUUUAUAUUCUUAUCUUUGGCUUCUACUCUUGUGCAAAAAUGAUAAGCAAGUGGAUGCUGUGCCCACUGGAUUUUUCCUUGCCUCCCUUCCUUAGAGUCACUCCUGGGUGGGGUUGUCUAUGACAGUGUACAUUCCAGGCAGUAUACAUCCAUCCAUUUUCAGCUCAUUACAAUGUAUCAUGAUUUUGUCCAUGAACCAGUUUCAAGUGUUUUCCACCCCAGUGACUAAUGAUGUGUGUGGAGUGAAAAGAAACUGAAAAAAAGGUGGAGAACAUGGGGAUCUGUGCUGACCAUCUCUGUUUGCUUGUGCUUUCUGGACCUGCUUGCCCCUAAUCCCAAAUAGAGCAUUUCCCGUGUAUGAUGGCUUGCUGCUGGACCCUUGCACCCUGUCUUAAGUCUUAAAACUGGGUGAGGGACUAUGAUUCUUUAUUGUAAAAGCUACCAUCAGUGUCUACAUAGUUUUAUUUAUUUAUUUAUUUAUUUAUUUAUUUAUUUAUUUAUUUAUAAUUUAAGCAAUACCCUCUUUGGCUUCCCCUCUACUUCAGCCCUAAAAACAGAGCCAUUUAUUAGCUACUUCAACAAAUCCCUAUAGGAGAUCUGGCCUUGCCAUGGAUUUUGAUAUUUGGUAUUUUCAUUCAUAUUACUUCUUAUGGUUAAGUGCUGCCACCUGGACCUGUUGAUACCAGGGAGCCAAGCUCCAUGUUAGCAUUUUCUAUUCAUUCUGUCCCAAGAGAAAGAGCCCCCAAUCAACUUCUCAGUGAUUCUGUUGUCCUCCUCACUAGUGUGUUCUUUCUUGCUUUAGUGAAAGGAGUAUCUCCUGUCCUGUCUUGGGCACAUAGUUGCCUGGUGUGUUCUCUGGUCUUAUAAAUACAUUCUAACAUGGCCAUAUCUUUGGGAUUUGGACCUCUCCCUCAGUACUUUAACAAGGUGUACUAGCAUCUACAUUCCAUUUGCUGUAAGUGCCAUCAUGUCCAAGCCUAUCAAUGAUCCCAACAGCCUGUGAGAACUUGUUCCAGAUGUUCCUGUCUCCUGGGUCAUAGGAGAGUCCUCAUGCGUUGUGCACUUUGAGCCCACCCAGGAAAAUGUUUCAUAACUUUCUUGUCCAGCCAUUUGUAUCCCUCCACUUAUGAGUGGUAUGUGUUGCUAAAUCCUACUCCCCUUUUGAUGAAUCAAGUAAAUGUUCCUAUAACCGGGACUGUUAUUUCAUGUUAGGGCUGUGCUGAAAUCUGUUCCAAGUUAUUAGUCUAGAGAAAAUGAGGGAGGCAGACAUUCUAAAGAAAGCAACUUCCAUCUUGUAUAUCAUCUUCCUCAAGCAGAGCUUUAUCAAUUACCAAGUGCUGCGUAACAAAGGCUCCCCAGACUUAGUGUUUAGAGCAACAACAAUUUACUUUGUUUACAUUUCUUUGGGUUAACACUUCAGAUUUGGCUCAGCUGGGUAAUACUUUUAGUGGUUUUGGGUAGGCUCACUUAAUGUGUCUGUAGUCAGCAGCCCAUCAAGUGGGCGAGGCAACUUCAGGAGAUUGGCAGCUAGUCGUAGUGAGUGAAUUUCUGGUACAGGAAAAAUAGCCUCCAGCUUUAAAAAGAUAUUGGAGAUAUGUCUCAGUAAUAAGGCUAUCUCAUGGCUCUGGACCACCUUCUCCUUAAAUGAGGUAUGCUCCUGCAAUUCUCUGCUACUACCCAUGCAUUCUAGUGAUGCCAACUAGGGUUUCAAUACCAGCAGCAAAUCCCUGACUUUUCCUGCUACCUGAAGUCUAGCCAGAUAUUGAUGUCACCAUCCUUCUUGCCUUCUAGUGUUUGAAGAUCAGUUGAAUCAUAAGCAUACACUGACCAAUGAACUAAUGGCCAGGGACCAUUUUAGGUGGCAGUACCCAGUCUGCAUACAUUGUAAAGUUGACUACAUCAGGAAAUGAUUGGACAUCCCAAGAUUGGGAACAUUACAUCCCCAUCUCAACUCACCUACAGAGCUAUAGCUUCUCAUUUUCCUUUCUUUACAUAAAUUUAUGCCUUUCUGUAUUCUGUUCCUCCUGCCUUGAAAAACUUCUCUUUUCUGUUUUGCAAUGACAUACCCAUACUUUAAGACCCAUCACAAAUGUUACGUCCUCAGUGAAGUCCUCUAGAUUCACCUAUCCAAAGGGAGAAGAGAAAAUUGCAUUUGAGCUGUGUUUUAAGCAGAACUUGAAGAUGGUAGCAUAUGUGUCAAGCACUGUGCUAAGCAGUUUACAUGUGUUAUCUUUUUAAUUUCUCGCAAGAGCCUUAGAUGAUAGUUACUAUAGUUACUAUUACUACUCACUUGUUUAUGUUUGGAAACUGAGACAGAGGGGCGUUGGUAACAUACAAGCAGUGAAUAGUGGAACUGAUACAUAAACCAGGUAUUUCUGAUUCUAGUGUAAGUCUUAUUUUCACUUAAAAUUAUUUUAAAAAUAUGAAUUUGUCAGGGGGAUCUCAGAAUUCCAAUUAUGCAUGGAAGAAAUGGAUGGAGUGCAUUGAAGUUUCCAAAAUUUCUCCUGUGGAUUAUUGAAAAAUCUUUAUCCCCUUGUGAGGAUAAAUCCUUAGCAGCAUCCCUAAGGGAGAUACAAUAAUAAAACUGAUAUAUUUUAAAAUAGAUCUGAACAUAGAUUGUUGGCACUGUGCAGAAGAAUAAUGGCCCCAUAAAAGAAACUCGGUGACAGCCACACAUAAUGUGGUCCAAGUACCCUUCUCUCUGAUCACGUGGCUUUAUUCAUAGAUUAUUUCAGAAUAUCUAACUAGAGACUUAUGCUCCAGCAGGGAGUGUGCUCCCUUGGCGAAGUAUCAGGAUCUCUGAGAGUGUUCAUUCUUCCAUCCUAGUUUCUGAUUUGCCUUGCCCCAACCUCAAGUCAUUUGCUAGUAUAGAGAGACGUUGUUGAUUGGAACUGUGUAUGUGAAUGAUGUGAGGGAAGCAAGAAAAGAAAGCAAACUAAUAAUUGAGAGAAAUAUGUGGAUUUCAUGUCCAUUUAGCCAUCAUGUAACCAUUAAGGUAUGCAUUUUGGAAUCAGAUAUCUGGGUUCAAAUUCUGGCUCUGCCAUAUAUUAGCUGUGUAACUUCAGAUAAGUAAUUUAACUUAACCCCCCCCCCCCCACACACACACUGUUUUUGAGCCUUUGUUUUCUCUUCUGUAUAAUGCAAAUAUUUACCUCAAGGGAAUAUGUUGAAUAUUAUUAAAAGUAAUAAAAAUCUAAGCAUAAGACCCAGAAUGAGAAAAUUUACAUAUUUUUUCUCCUAAUUCUUCCAGAAACACUGCAUGAUAGAGAAUAUAUUUUAAAUUAUUUUUUAUUUUAGUGUAGUUAACAUGAUAGAGAAUAUUUAAUUACC